CUGGAGGGGCGGGACCCAGGCCUUGGAGCUCCCAACCCCCUUGGAGGCGGGGCCUAGGGUUUGGAGUCCCUCCCCCUGGGCAGGGCCCAGGAGUCAUAGCUCGGGUUGGAGGCGGGGCAAACGUCCUGUGAUCGCACCGCCCCUUUACCUUUUGGUCUUUAGAAACCUAGCGGCUUUCCCAUACUUUGCCGGAAGUUCUCGCAACAUUUCCGGCGGAGUUUUUAAGAGCUGGCUUGAAAGCCGGGUUCCGAGUCCUCCCGAGAGUCUUGGGUUGCUUCGGCCCCGGGGUGCUGGUCGGCCGGGAUGCGGAGCGGGUUCCUGAGCGGUGCCCGGCGCCUGUGGGCCCUCCGCGCCUUCAGCCGCACUGCGCCGCCGCCCGAGGAGCUCUUCGCCCGCGAAGGGCCUCUCCGGGCCUUCCUGGAGCGCCGUGCGUGCUCGGAGGCCGGGAUUCUGGACGCCAGGGAGCCUCAGCUGGCGGCGGCGGCUCGGCUGCUCAGCGAGAAGGAGCGGGAGUUGCGGGACACCGAGUCCUUACUGCACGAUGAGAAUGAAGAGUUGAAGAAACUUGCAGAAAGUGAGAUAGCUCUGUGUCGAGAAGAAAUAACUCAGCUGAAGCAUCAGAUCAUCUCCCUUUUGGUUCCUCCAGAAGAAACAGACGAGAGUGACCUGAUCCUGGAGGUGACUGCAGGUGUGGGCGGCCAGGAAGCCAUGCUUUUCACCUCUGAGAUGUUUGCCAUGUACCAGCAGUAUGCGGCAUUUAAAAGAUGGCACUUUGAAACGCUGGAAUAUUUCUCAAGUGAACUAGCCUGCUUUUUUUAUACACCCAAGACCAUUCGCCCAGGGGUAGCACCACUCUGCCUCAUCAAGUGCCCCUCGCACGUCAGUCAUCAAUCAAGAGAAGAGCUCACAGACUUCCCUACAGGUGGCCUUAGGCAUGCGUCAGCCAGCAUUGGAGGCCUGGAAGCCUACAAGCACAUGAAAUUUGAAGGAGGGGUGCACAGAGUGCAGAGAGUGCCGAGGACAGAGAAGCAAGGCCGCAUCCACACCAGCACCAUGACAGUGGCGAUUCUGCCCCAGCCUGCUGAGAUUAAGCUGGUGAUUAAUCCUAAAGAUCUGAGAAUUGACACUAAGAGAGCCAGUGGAGCUGGAGGUCAGCACGUGAACACCACCGACAGCGCUGUUCGAAUUGUCCAUCUUCCCACAGGUGUUGUUUCUGAAUGCCAGCAAGAGAGAUCUCAGCUGAAGAACAGGGAGCUGGCUAUGAAAAAGUUACGUGCAAGGCUAUACAGCAUGCAUCUAGAGGAGGAAACUGCAAAAAGAUACAAUGCUAGAAAGAUCCAGGUUGGAACAAAAGGAAGAUCAGAGAAAAUAAGAACAUACAACUUUCCGCAGAACAGGGUCACAGACCACAGAAUAAAUAAAUCACUACAUGACCUUGAGAGCUUCAUGCAAGGAGACUAUCUUCUGGAUGGCAUGAUACAGUCACUGAAGGACUAUGCGGAUUACGAAUCUCUAGUAGAAAUAAUUUCCAGAAAAGACUAAGCUAUUGUAUAAAGCUAUUUUUUAUAUAGACUAGGAAAAUCCUAGAGCGAAUCCUUGUGUGCAAGUACUUAACCGGUAUUCUUGAGGAAUGUAAGUUAACAGUUUCUUGGACUCUACUCUAUAAAAAAUUAGACAUAAUACUAAGCAGAAAUAUCUAUGUUUUUACGAUAUAAAGAGACAGAAUCUGACAGUGAAAUUAACAAGCAAUAAAAGUCAGGUACAUUGGGACUGGGAGAGAAUGGCCUACAUGAAGUUCCUAGAGUAAAGACACCAUUACAAGGUGCUCCCGUCUACACCAGAGUCAGGUCUCUUGCAGGGCAUGGUGUAGCCCACUCAGUGGUGCAAAGGUUCCUGGACUGCCCUGCAGCUGGGAAUGUGGACCUUGCAAACAGAGUACCUCAAGCUCAUGGGGCGUGGUAAGCAGAAAACCUCUUGUUAAAAUGUGAACAAAAUUUCCUGAAUAAUAAGCCUGGUGGGCUCCUGUAUCAGUUUCCCAGAAAAACAGAACCGAUAGGAUGUAGGAUGUAUCUACAGAGAUGGACUGUAAGGAUGCCCACAUAGAGUACUCUGUGUCCAAGAUCUGCAGUGUGAAUCAGCUGGGAGGAGACCAAGAAGAGGCAAUGGUUCACUUCACUUCAGAGGAAGUUUGCUGGGGAAUGCUCUCUUGUUUGGAGGAGGCUGGGUUUUCUCUAUUCAGGCCUUCAGCCUGGCUGGGUAAACAUGCUACCAUACGGGCAAUGUAGAUUAACUGACAUUUCACUGAUUUCAAUGUCAGUGCCGUCCAAAACUUGAGAAGAUCUAAAGUAAUGUGUUACCAAAUACACUGGUAACAGCAAGCCAGAUCUGUGAAAUAGACCAUUAAGGUUUCUUUCCAAGAGUUUCCCUAGAGGCUGUACCAUGGAAGAGGAGAAAUGAAAAAUGUCCUGCCCUACUUACAGUGUUUCUCCACCACCUGCUGCCGACAAGCUUCACAUACUGACCACAAAGAAAGGCUGCUGUAGUUUGAAUGUGUCCCCUUCAAAACCCAGGUGUUGCCAGUGUGAUAUUAAGUAUGUCAGCUUCACAACUAAGGUUUUAAGCGUCCCUUCUGAAUAAGUUUAAAGUCUUAACUGUCAAACACCCAGAGUCACUGUCAUUAUUUUCAAUAAUGUUUUCAUACAUUUAGUGUCUGAAAUAAAUUGCAAACAAGACAUUUCACUCUCA
Messenger RNA from Myodes glareolus (Bank vole), 2745 nucleotides. RefSeq names its product mitochondrial translation release factor 1 like (gene Mtrf1l). The record is from RefSeq and is a predicted model, not a curated record. Gene Ontology annotation, cellular component: mitochondrion. NCBI's taxonomy places the organism in Eukaryota, Metazoa, Chordata, Mammalia, Rodentia, Cricetidae. Gene Ontology annotation, molecular function: translation release factor activity. Gene Ontology annotation, biological process: mitochondrial translational termination.